AUGUUGAAGACUGCGGCUUCCAGAUACUUCAGGCCUAAUAAAUCUUGCCUGCGGGCUCUUCACACACGACAUGCUAUCCACCAAGUCCGUUCGGACUGGGCACGUUCUGCAGUUUUUGCAUCCGCCACCGCGUCUGCUACUGCCAUCCUGGUGUGGUGCGUCUCGAACAAUGUCAUACACAAUGAUGUUGCGGCAAUACCCUCCUCCUCUCCACAGUUAAGCCCGGGAGAGACAGAAGUCCUUGAUUCGAAUAUCAAUAGCACUGGUGUCGACGAGAAUGGAUCUCUCCAAGGGGUAGCCUGGGGCUCCAACAAGUCGCACAUAAUCAAUCCAACAGAACCCAAGGUUGACGUCGUGCAGUACCCAACCAACGUAAACUGGCUGGAGAACGUAGCACUUCGCGACUUGGCGCUCCACGAUCAACAUGCCUGCAUGCGUCGACGCCCGGGGAAAUUUUCUACCUCAGAACUGGAGGCAAGGAGACCAAAGCCCACUCUACUAGGCAAGGACAUUGUAAAGAUACAAGUGACAGAGUCCCGAGUGUAUGCCCUCUCAGCGUCGGGAAAGAUAUACGUUCUGGCUGCGAAUGAGGAGCAGCAGAAACUCAAGGUUUCUUCGCAGCAUCCUGGGUCCUCGUGGUGGAGUUUCGACUGGUUGUGGCGAGGUCGCCCAAAUAUUGACUUGGUGGAGCUUUUCCCGCGUGAGAAGCUGGGAUGGAGAGAACACUUCACAAACAUUACGGCAGGACGCGAUCACGUCCUAGCCUUAACAUCUGCGGGGCGUGCAUUUUCCCAUCCCGUGAAUAAGAAUGCAAAUUCUCACGGGCAACUUGGACUUCGUAACGUCGAUCUCCCUGUAGCGUCUAGUUCUCCAGGUGACGCUUCUUCGGGACGCGUAGCUGUCGAGCUCAGCCCCGUAGCGGUUACCGACCCCUAUGCGAAAGCGUCACGGUAUUCUCGCGUUCGCGUAUAUAAUGGUCCAGCAGAAAACUUAGACACUAUAGAUGAUAAGACUAUCAGGUUUUGCGACUCCUUGUUUGAAAUACCUGCCCUCAAAGGUGUAAAGGUAUCGCACAUUGCAGCUGGUAGCCGGAGUAGCUACGUGAACACGGACGCGGGCAGGGUCCUGGGUUGGGGUGCAAAUGAGUUUGGACAGUUGGGCCUAGGGAAUGGUAUCACACUCGAUGCUGUGACCAUUCCUACGGAGGUCAUAUUGACCCGGAACUUAGCCUUGGAUGUCAAGAGAAAGUGCUUAGGAAUCUCGGCAGGCGGUGAUCUGACCUUCUUCGUGGCGGAAAGGACUGGCUCAGAUCCAUCGUACUACAUAGACGUGCUCUCGUGUGGAAACGGUCAAUGGGGAGGCCUCGGUGCCAAUUUAUAUACGACCAGUCAAGCCAAUCCCGUUCGUGUAAAAAAUGUCAGCGGUUUACUUGAAUAUGAUGAGAAGACUCAAGGUCUUGCGCCAAUCGUGCCUGAAGCUAUCUCCGUCUCACCCACAGGGCAUGCUCUGUUGACGUUGGAUACACUUUCACGCGCAGGCCCAGGGUUUACAGGGCGCGAUCUUCUAGUCUGGGGCCUCAACUACGAUUUUCAACUCGGCACUGGAAAACGAAAGAGCCUUCCUGCUCCGGCUGUCCUCAACAGGCCCGAAGGUGGUCGCUUCCUCUUGGCAAGGAAAACAACUGCUGUGAAGGACAUGGCUGGGAACGUCUGGCGGAAGAAAGUUGGGGUAGAGCAGUGUGCCAUUGCUGGCUACGGCAACAGCUUCGUCUAUUGGAGGAUCAUCAGGUCGUGA
Pisolithus orientalis is the source of this 1794-nucleotide messenger RNA. RefSeq names its product regulator of chromosome condensation 1/beta-lactamase-inhibitor protein II. The record is from RefSeq and is a predicted model, not a curated record. Gene Ontology annotation, cellular component: mitochondrial inner membrane. NCBI's taxonomy places the organism in Eukaryota, Fungi, Basidiomycota, Agaricomycetes, Boletales, Pisolithaceae. Gene Ontology annotation, biological process: mitochondrial respiratory chain complex III assembly. The coding region runs from base 1 to 1794 and encodes 597 amino acids. The transcript has 8 exons.